Beta vulgaris subsp. vulgaris (sugar beet) is the source of this 925-nucleotide messenger RNA. Its product is annotated as probable glutathione S-transferase. Gene Ontology annotation, molecular function: glutathione transferase activity. Gene Ontology annotation, cellular component: cytoplasm. The coding region runs from base 96 to 752 and encodes 218 amino acids. Lineage: Eukaryota; Viridiplantae; Streptophyta; Magnoliopsida; Caryophyllales; Amaranthaceae. Gene Ontology annotation, biological process: glutathione metabolic process. The transcript has 2 exons. The record is from RefSeq and is a predicted model, not a curated record.
ACCAAGAAAUACACUCCACCCUUAAAUAAUAAGCUCGUCUCCAGUCUCCACACAACAACACACCUUGAUUACUAGAAAGUCUAAAAGUGUAAAAAAUGGCGAACGAAGUAGUAUUGUUGGAUUUCUGGCCAAGCCCGUUUGGAAUGAGGGUUAGGAUAGCAUUAGCUGAGAAACAAGUGAAGUACGAGUAUAGAGAUGAGAAUUUGAGGGACAAAAGUGAGUUACUUCUCAAAAUGAACCCGGUUCAUAAAAAGAUUCCGGUUCUCGUUCACAAUAACAAACCGGUUUGCGAGUCUCUUAUCAUUGUUGAGUAUAUAGAUGAGGUCUGGAGUGACAAGUACCCCUUGUUACCUUCUCACCCUUAUCAAAGAGCUCAGGCUCGUUUUUGGGCUGAUUUUAUCGACAAAAAGAUGUAUACCACUGGGAGGAGUGUUUGGAGCACAAAAGGAGCAGAACAAGAGGCGGCAAUUAGAGAUUUUAUAGACCAGUUGAAACUGUUGGAGCAAGAGCUUGGCAAUAAACCUUAUUUUGGAGGGGAUAACUUUGGCUAUGUUGAUCUUACAUUCAUUCCAUACUAUAGUUGGUUUCACGCCUAUGAGACUUUGGGCAACUUUAAGAUUGAAGAGUCAUGCCCAAAGAUUAUUGAAUGGGCCAAGAGGUGCAUGGAGAGGGAAAGUGUGGCCAAGGCUCUCCCAGAUCAGAAGAAGGUUUAUGAAUUUGUUUUGGAGUUAAAGAAGAUGUAUGGCCUUUAGAUGAAUCUCAGUUUUCUGUUUUAUAUGGUGUUAAUUGAGUUGUGUUACUAAAUACUUGUAUUUAGCGUUAUUAUUGAUGGGUCUAAACAUGCGUUGGCGCAUGGACAAUAAUGUUGGUUGUGUGCAUUUGCGUAUUAUUGUAAUGAAGUUGAUAUAAAACCUUAUUUUAUCAA